Caenorhabditis angaria is the source of this 1502-nucleotide messenger RNA. NCBI's taxonomy places the organism in Eukaryota, Metazoa, Nematoda, Chromadorea, Rhabditida, Rhabditidae. The record is from the annotation of a GenBank genome assembly.
AUGUUGCACACUUUGGCAGAGAAUAUUAAAGGUUAGUUAAUUCCACAGAUGAGGAAGAAUUUUUGUUGAUUAAUAAAUUAAUUAUAGAUUGGAAGCGUAAAAGACGGCUUUCUAAAUUCUACAAAGAACAAAAUGCAUUGUUAGAAGGACACAAAGAAGAUUUGAAAAAUCUGAAUGAAGAAGAUGUUGAUAAAAUGGAAAAAGAUGCUCAAGAAGCUAAAGAAAAAGUUUGGGACAGUCGCAUCACAACAAUCACAAUUGCUUUGAAUGUAGUUUUGAUCAUUGCAAAAAGUAUUGCUGCAUGGUUUUCUGGAUCAUUAGCAGUUUUGGCGUCAGUUGUUGACAGUUUUAUGGAUAUCACAUCUGGAAUUGUUGUUUGGUAUGCUUGUUGGAAAAUUGAGAAAAAUAAUCGUGAAAAAUAUCCCGUCGGUAUGACAAAGUACGUUCCAAAAGUUAUUGAAAUAAUAUAUCAAUUAUAAUAAUUUUUCAGAUUGGAACCUCUUACUGUAGUAAUCGUUGGUAUGAUUAUGUUAUUCGCAAAUUUCAUUGUUCUUCAAAGAGCCGUGAUUGACACAAUCGCAGAUAAUGUUAGUUUUUAUUGAAAAACAAAUCUGGAAGUUAGAAAGAUUUUUCCAGUUGAACCCACGAGUUGAUCUCGCCACCUUGAUUAUUCUUUGCACUGGAACGGGUAUCAAAUUUUGCCUAUUUUUGCUGUGCAAAGCAAGAAAAUCAUCAGCUUGUAUGGUGUUGGCAAUUGAUCAGGUAAUUUUUGAUUAGAAAAAAAGAUGGGUUAUGAAAUUGAAACAAACAAGACAAAUGAUUAACGUUGCAUUAAUUUGAACAAAAAUAGAUUGGUUGUAAUUUUUUUCAGGAAUUAUGAGAUUAAAGAUUUGAAAAGUAAUUUGGACAAAGAUAAGAAAAAGAAAGAGUUAAAUUAAAAGACACAGUAGAGCAAUUUCGACUUUCAAUGACCAAUUUUUCAGAGAAACGAUUGCUUGACAAAUGUGACUGCUUUGCUUGGUGCAUGGAUUGGUCAAAAUUGGUGGCAAUACGCAGAUCCUCUUGGUGCUUUCUGUGUCAGGUUAGUCUUUUUUCCUCUCAUUUUGAUCAACCUUUUUUUUCAGUGGUUUCAUCAUUUUCACAUGGUAUCUAACAAUCAAAGAACAUAUUCCUUAUCUAAUUGGACGUAGAGCAGAAGGCGAAUUUAUCAAAAGAAUCACAAAUGUAUGGCAUCAUUUUCCACUCAAAAAUCAGAAAAACAAAGUUUUUUUCAGAUCGCAAUCAACCAUGAUCCAAGAAUCAAAGCAUUGGAUACAGUUCACGCUUAUCACUUUGGAGCCAAUUUUCUAGUUGAAGUUCACGCAGUUUUUGAUGAGCCAGCAAGUCUUCAAAUGGCUCACGAUGUUGCAGAAAGUCUUCAAUGUAAACUCGAAAAACUUCCAUAUGUUGAAAGAGCAUUUGUUCAUUGUGAUUACAAAUUUGAUGGUGACGAGCAUAUCUGA